Messenger RNA from Peronospora matthiolae, 213 nucleotides. The record is from the annotation of a GenBank genome assembly. NCBI's taxonomy places the organism in Eukaryota, Oomycota, Peronosporomycetes, Peronosporales, Peronosporaceae.
AUGACGGUGGGAAAAGGCAGCAAGUGGUGGAACUUGCACUUGGUCAAGGGAAACAACCCCAGCAAUCGUGUGAUUGCUAAGUCAACUUCUGGAUCCGCGUGCGGGGAUAAAAAGGGCGUCAUCUGUUUUGCGUUUGAGGUUUUUUUGAGGACAGUUGAAGGCGAAGCAGCCAUGGGUUACUCGCUGGCACCAAGCACCACGGGUUACGGGUAG